AAAGAUUUCAACAAAAGGAUUAAAUUUCAGUCGAUAAUACUUUGGUAUCAUCAAUGAUGGACGCAGGCUUCGGAGCCAUUGGCGUCGUUUCACUUGCUUUGCAGCUGAUUGAAAGCAUCGACAAGAUACAGAAGUUUAUCAAGUCCCUCAAAAAGGCACCCGAGCAUAUUCGCUCAAUCAGUGGCUCUCUGGAAGAUAUAUCCGACGUCUUGGAUGCCAUUCGGGAGGACCAGCUUGUGUAUGAGGGAAACAAGAGCAUAAAAAAGGCCUUACUCAGAUGUGAAAAAUGCAUCAACGAUAUACGCACCAUUAUCGAGACGCUAGAGCCAGGAUUUAGCUCGACGCAUAGAAUCUCCCGUGUUUGGACUGCGAUUCAGACUUCGAGGGCUGAUGAGGACAUACAAAAAAUCGAGCGCAGGCUGGAGGCGGCAAAGACUACAUUGGGGCUAGCACAGAACAGUUCGCUGAAAUCGCUGAUGAUUGUGCAGCAUCAAGAGGUGUUGAAAAGGAUUUCACCGACAGACUCUUUGAAAGCGCGCGACGCGACUACCAAGGAUAUUAUUGUGUCCUCUCACGGCAGCGAGCAAGGGCAUCUUCAAGAUUUUCGAAAUGAGAUUGACCGGAUUAGCAGCUCGUGGGCGCCAUCCGUGAUGGGCAAUCAAUUCAAGAAACGACUGAUGGCAGUAGUCGAACAGACGGUGGAAAAAUGCUAUGGCAAAGAUAUUGGGGCCGAAUCGAGCGUCGUCGAGAUAUACCCCAACGGUUGUCAAUCCCAAGUUGAUGAUAUUGAGAUUCGAAGAAAGAAACAGCGGACUAUAAAGCAACGGACAUAUACAGAAACGCACACCAUGUUUGGAAGAUUCGAAUGUGAGACGGUUGGCUACACACAAUCGAAGCGACGAGUGGCCGAACAUCAAACAGACACAGAAGAAGACAGUGGGCUGUCCACGUCUCAUACCACUCGCUUCAGAUUUGUCCCUUCAGCCUGGUUGAAAUUCUUCCGCAUGAGUUGUGUGAUAGAGCUUAAGCUUUCCAAAUUGGAUAUAACGGGCUGGACUAGUACGGUAAAAGCUUGGAACCUUGUAUCGUCAGAUUCCGAAAUAUUUCAUCUGUGUAGAGAAGGCGACGUUAAAGGUAUUCAGACGCUAUUCAGCAAAGGACUUGCUUCGCCAUUUGACGUUGACCAGAAUGGAUUCACGCCUUUGCAUAUAUCUGCUUUCCAUUAUAAGCAAAAAGCGACGCGAUUUCUCUUGCAGGAAGGCGCAGACUGGACGGCGACAACAAAUCGUAAAUAUUCUUGGGCGACACCGUUCGCUCAUGCGCUAGACCCUUUUUUACCUCACCAGAUUGCAGAUUGUACUCGUUCUACACCGCGGGUUAGGCUCUCAAUAUUGAACGAAUUAAUCUCGUUUUCUGAUGGCUUAGAGGAAUCAUUAACGACUAGUCCUCUCUCGCGCUUUGUUUUACAAGCAUAUUGCGGAAUGGUUCUCGCUGCUUUGAAAGAUCUUCAUCCACGUCUUGACACGUCUCUUGCUUGGCUUAUGAAAAGUAUAAAACAUAUUGAAGGGGUUGGUCACAUAUACAUUUCUCAGGCAUUGGCCGAAUGCCUAGCAUUCGCUCUGUACCACGAGGGAGCAAGAUGUGAUGCCUUGGGUGCUUUGGAACUUUGCGACACCUUGACAGUCCAGCAGUUUGUGCUGCAGUGGAUAUCAGGAUAUGAUCCUUCGUGGGUCAAUUACGAGGAGACAGUGACCGAGAACGUAAAAAUUCGGCCUGAGAUAAUCCGUAAACUCAUCAGAAAGUGUGGGGAUCUUCAUUUCACAUACAAUCAAGUUAUCAGCAGUGGACCUUGUUGUGGGAACACGAUACUGGCGCUUGCACUCUCGAAACGUAUCUACUUUGACAGGUUCAAAUUGCUUCUGGUCCGGUCCGGCAUCUCGAUUGAAAAUUUUGUGCGGGACGCGAUCCCUUCCCUGGGACAAGGCUGGACGGAACAGGCUUUACUGUCAGUGUUCUCGGAUGAAGAUUUAACUGAAGGCCACAAUAAAUGCGACGCGUGCGUCCCAAGAAGGUUUGGUCUCGACCUACGCAACUUUCAUUAUAUAUCAAGAUUGGAACGACACAAGAAUGGGGUCAGAAUCGAUGAUUGUUUUUCAACAGCAACGGAGAUGAAGCAACGAUUACGAAUAGACACUGAAGAUUUCCUCGCUCGAAAAAAUCUUUCCUGGCUUUAUUGGUAUCAUCAAGUUAGAGAGAUAUUCGUAACCAUCGACCCGAACACAGUAGCCUGUAUGUGUUUCAUGAGAAAGACAGUAUAUGCUAUGGAUAGCGGGACAUUACGAGCAAUGAUUCGAGAUACCAUUAUCUACGAAAAGACUGGCUACAGCUUUCUCUCACCACCAGGUAGUCCAAAGCUAAUUCCAAUCGUCAAGCUUUGCCAUCCCAAUGACGACAAGACCUUUUUCGACGACGAGGAGAGCUCGCCUUUCUUGUUGGACAUUGACAUCUAUCAGCCAAGCACCGGCUCCUUAUUCACCCUACUUUUCGAAAUUGUCAUUCGUUGUCUCUUGUCAUUCAAAUAGCAGGCCCUCUUUAUUUCAAAUUGUUUUCUGUCCAGCUCUUACUCUGAACUUUUUUGCUCUUCCAGACCAGCCAGUCGCUACCUUCAAAAUAUACAAGCCACUCUUUUAUAAACUUUCCGUUCCGUCUUCCGAUUGCAAUGAUUCCGUCCCAUUCUGACACUGUCCAUCUCUUCAUUCCAAUAGAUUUCAUGUUUCGACUGGCCAAAAAUCUAAACGAAUGCAAAGUCUGAGCAAUCCUACUGUCCUACAAUACUCCACGAAUUCUUUUCAGCUAUAGCAUACAUACACGGCAUAAAACAUACAAUGCACGGUACAUGGUAUGUGGUAUACCUUACCAAGUCACCGAUAGACUAUAGUCCAUAGACUCUAUUGACUAUAUAACCCUAAAAACUAUACAAUCUAUCAAGAC
Messenger RNA from Xylona heveae TC161, 2991 nucleotides. RefSeq lists its product as hypothetical. NCBI's taxonomy places the organism in Eukaryota, Fungi, Ascomycota, Xylonomycetes, Xylonales, Xylonaceae. Bases 57 to 2582 code for a protein of 841 amino acids. The transcript is spliced from 5 exons. The record is from RefSeq and is a predicted model, not a curated record. Gene Ontology annotation, molecular function: protein binding.